CUGGCAGAGGAUCUAAUCCGCUUGAUUUCCCAAAGGGCAUUUGUUUGAAGCCUUCCGCUCUGAGUCUCUGAGAAUCUUCGAGUCAGAAAGAUGUGGGCAAGCAAAGAAGGAGGGCCGCCGGAGGUCACUCUAGAAACCACCAUUGGCAACUUCACCGUCGAGCUUUACUACAAGCACGCGCCAAGGACUUGCAGGAACUUCAUCGAGCUCGCUCGCAGGGGGUAUUACGACAAUGUCAAAUUCCACAGAAUCAUCAAGGAUUUCAUAGUGCAAGGUGGUGAUCCCACUGGGACAGGAAGGGGUGGAGAAUCCAUUUAUGGGGGAAAGUUUGAGGAUGAGAUAAAACAAGAGUUGAAGCAUACUGGAGCUGGCAUCUUAUCGAUGGCGAAUGCUGGUCCAAAUACAAAUGGAAGCCAGUUCUUUAUCACGUUGGCACCGUGCCCGUCACUGGACGGAAAGCACACAAUAUUUGGAAGGAUCUGCACAGGAAUGGAGUUCAUCAAAAGACUUGGCAGUGUCCAAACUGAUAAUACUGAUAGGCCGGUGCAUGAUGUGAAGAUACUACGAACAUCAGUCAAAGAUUAGAUAUCUUCUUUGUUCUAGAGCUUGAUGAAGACGUGCCUUGGAUCUACCAGAGUGAUCAAAUUGCAAAGCUUCUGUUAACGAUAAAGUCAUAGAGCUUCAACAAGUUGGAUAUUUUGUAUCGACGGAUAACAAUGUUGGCUGGUCGGUGUAUUUCAGUCAUGCAGGGAUACUAAUGGUGAAAAGGGGGAGUGAUUGUUCACUAGACUGAACCCUUAUAUUUGGCACCUAACACAAUUUGAUUAGUAGUUCUACUCUUUUAAGAAUUCUCGCCCCCGACUUGUACAAGGAGGGCGCGCUCAAAUAAACAUCGUCAUUACCAACUA
This is a messenger RNA of Pyrus x bretschneideri (Chinese white pear), 908 nucleotides long. RefSeq names its product peptidyl-prolyl cis-trans isomerase CYP18-2. The transcript has 6 exons. Gene Ontology annotation, biological process: protein folding; protein peptidyl-prolyl isomerization. The coding region runs from base 91 to 585 and encodes 164 amino acids. Gene Ontology annotation, cellular component: catalytic step 2 spliceosome. NCBI's taxonomy places the organism in Eukaryota, Viridiplantae, Streptophyta, Magnoliopsida, Rosales, Rosaceae. Gene Ontology annotation, molecular function: peptidyl-prolyl cis-trans isomerase activity. The record is from RefSeq and is a predicted model, not a curated record.